Molecule: messenger RNA, 1474 nt
Organism: Daucus carota subsp. sativus
Lineage: Eukaryota; Viridiplantae; Streptophyta; Magnoliopsida; Apiales; Apiaceae
Product: protein BTR1
Exons: 8
Coding region: 126-1094 (322 amino acids)
Molecular function (GO): RNA binding
Source: RefSeq, a predicted model, not a curated record
CUGUAAAAGAAGCAAGCGCUGACAGUAUAAAUACCGCUCCAUUCUCCUCUCUGUAUUCUGUAACCUCUCUCUCUCCCACACACACAAUCUGUACAUAUCUUGUUCCCACAUAUACGCAGACAGCAAUGCAAUCGAGCGAUUCUGUCGCCGAUAAUAUCUCUCCGCGUCAUAUCGAAUCUUCUCUCGGGACUUCCCAUCACACAAAUUUUAAGCAGUCUAACGAGGUCUCAUACUUGAAGUUCCUUGUAUCGAAUGCUGAAGCCGGUGCAGUUAUUGGGAAAGGUGGUAGCAUUAUUUCUGAUUUACGGUUGCAAUCUGAAACAUUUAUUCAGUUAUCAAACAAUUAUGAGUUCUUUCCGGGAACCGCUAAUAGGAUUAUUCUGGUUUCCGGACAAAUUGAUUGUGUGAUCAAGGCAGUUGAGUUGAUUCUUGAGAAAUUUCGUAAUGAGACAUAUGAUGCCGAAGGUAAAGAUGAGCCAAGUUCAAAGGUUAGACUUGUUGUACCUUAUAGCUGUUGCGGUGCAAUCAUUGGAAGAAGAGGAUCUACUAUAAAGUCAUUCGUAGAAUUGUCCCAAGCUGGAAUUAGAAUCUCCUCUCCGAAAGACCUUUAUGCUGGCUUGUCUGAUAGGCUAGUGACAGUGGUUGGUACUAUUUCAGAACAGAUGCGAGCCAUUGACUUGAUUUUGCUGAAGUUGUCUGGAAAUCCUUACUAUACACAGUCCAUGAAUGUCCCAUUUUCAUAUGCUGGGUAUAAUGUUGUACACUAUUACGCAGUUGGAGCUAAGAUGUUCAAUAACAUGUAUCAGAGCAACUACCGACAGAACAAGGGCCUUGGUGCUUUGCAGGAAGGUGAGGGCAACUCUGUCACCAUUGGCGUUGCAGAUGAACAUAUAGGACUUGUUCUCGGUCGUGGUGGAAGGAACCUAAGAAGGAUUAGCCAGAUUAGUGAGGCCAGGAUAAAGGUAUCAAAUCGAAAUGAUUUCAUAUCUGGGACAACUGACAGGAAAGUGACAAUCACAGGGUCCGAAAGAGCAAUCUGUGUAGCUGAGGACAUGAUAAUGCGCAAACUGGAUUCAGCUGUUGAGCAUCACUAGAGUGAUUAGAAAGAUCUGUGAUCCGUUUUGGUAGAGAAGUUUAUUAGUAAACGUUUCUGCAAAUUCUAUAUAUUAUGACGAAUGUUGCAGUUAGUUGAUAGUAGUAAACUAGUACAAAGAUAUGUGCAUAAAGAUACAAAUUCAGCAAUGAGAUUGUGGUCCCAAGAGAACACUAUUCGUGAAGGAAUCUUUUAUACAAAAAUAUACAACUAAAAUUACCUGCAGAAAUCUCUGUCGUAGCAGUUGUAAUUGUACGGAUAUAUGUAGCUUCUUUCUUGGCCGUAAACAUUUUAGCAAAUAUGCAUGUUAGAGAUGUUGCUAACUAUUUUUAUUGUGGUAUAUCCGCAGUUUGAUCUUAUCAUUUUCGGUUUUUCUGAAUA